Molecule: messenger RNA, 300 nt
Organism: Racocetra persica
Lineage: Eukaryota; Fungi; Glomeromycota; Glomeromycetes; Diversisporales; Gigasporaceae
Source: the annotation of a GenBank genome assembly
ACAAUAGGCGGUGGUGAAACAUUAAAAAAUGCUUAUAAAAAGGCUAUAAAAAAAGUUUUAGCAAGAAAAUAUAAGAAAGCAAAAAAACAGAGAAAACCCUGUGGCAGUUUAACUCGGGAAAAUAAAGCUUGGGAUAAUCACUGCUGCCCCUGCUAUUAUCAAGAGAAGAGAGAAAGCAGUCAAGCCUACACCAACUACCAGCAAGUUUAUAAGCAGGUAGCACGAAAGCAACAAGCUAAAAUUCAACAGCUAAAACUUUUGCGAGAAUAUGCCGGUUGCGUUGAAUGUGGCAGCCAAGAA